CAACCGUCCAACGGGCACCAGACGUUAGCAGUGUUAGCUCGUAGCUAGCGGGAGAGUAACACAGAGGCGCGCGGGGACUGUCGCAGUUAGCGUGGCUGUAACGCCAACGGUCAGAAACACGGACCGUUGGCACCGAUCGGACCCACGUUGUGAUUCUUAAGGUUACGGGUUUAGGUCUCCGGGUGUUUCUGUUUCUGUCGUCCAUCACAACCAGAUCUGAACAGUUCGCACCAAACGCAGAAAGCUUAGGAGGAUGGCGGUGAAUGUUUACUCCACCUCUAUGACUGUAGAGAAUCUCAGUCGCCAUGACAUGUUGGCAUGGGUCAACGACUCCCUGCAGCUCACACACACAAAGAUUGAGCAGCUCUGUUCAGGUUCUGCCUACUGUCAGCUCAUGGACAUGCUGUUUCCAGGGUGUAUAUUAAUGAAGAAGGUUAAGUUCAAUGCUAAACUGGAACAUGAAUACAUCAACAAUUUCAAGGUCUUGCAGGGUUCCUUCAAAAGAAUGAAGGUGGACAAGAUCAUCUCUGUGGAGAGGCUGGUAAAAGGGAAGUUUCAGGACAACUUUGAGUUCCUUCAGUGGUUUAAGAAGUUUUUUGAUGCCAACUAUGAUGGAAAAGAAUACGAUCCUUUAAGCUCAAGGCAGGGCAAUGAGGGAACGCCGCCUCCACCACACCCAGGCCCCAUGAGAACAUCUCCCACAGCACCAAAGAGUGUUUGCCCCCCCCCGAGGCAGAUAAACCUAGCACCGGUCCGCAAGACAUCUCACGUGACCCGUAACGGAGACGUUGAGCUUAUAGAGCUCAACCAGCAGUUGCUGGACCUUAAAUUGAAUCUAGAUGGACUGGAGAAGGAGAGGGACUUUUACUUUGGAAAGCUGAGGGACAUCGAGCUGCUCUGCCAGGACAAAGACAACCCGAUCCUCAAUAAAAUCCUGGAUGUACUUUAUGCUACAGAGGACGGAUUUGCACCACCUGACGAUGAAGAAAUAGAAGAAGUGGCACAGGGGGACCAGGAAGAGUUCUGAAUUGUCCUUCCCCCUUUCAUCAUCCUUGCCCCCACUCUCAUUUUUUUAAAAUCCACUUUUAGUUAUGUCUUUGUUCUAUUUUUAUUUUCUAUUUUUUUACAAUCUGCCCUUACUCCUCCCAUCUUGCUGUCCAUAUCCACGACGACUCUGUUGCACGACCAUGCUUCCCAAACUAUACCAAUCGAAGGACCCUUCACGCAGCCCUGUGUGGACGAGAGCCCGGCAGCAAGGCUUGGCUCACUCGACUUUAUUCUAAUCUGUUGCCAGAGGCGACAGCUGCGGUGGGUUGAGCCCGCUACAAUGGUCUUGGGUUAAAAGCAAUGAGAUUACAGGGAUCCAGCGCUGACAUCCUGGAGCCACCAGUGCUGUCCCAUCAAUCCGUCUGUCUUAAGAGGCAGGUCACUUUUUCUCACCUUGCACUUUAAUUGGUGAUCAUACACACACAUACAUGCAUCAUGGUGCUCUGCAGAGUUUAUAUACGAAACCACAACGUUGUCCACACAAUGUGAUCUGUUUAAGGAGGUUUUUAGAUGAGAAUUUCCCACGGCGAGAUUAGAAAUGGUGUUAAAUGCCCUAAAGAGGGAGGCUUGCACAUAUUGUUUGAACAUAUUGACUAUGGGGACACACACAAACGUAAAUUAAAUGCCACACAUAUCACAGACUUUGAACUGCUCACGUCCAUAGAGAAAUCAUCCUCAUCAAGAGUGUGUAUUUAUUAAUCACAGUGUGUCCCAUCUGAGUGGGUUAUGCUUAUGACCCUUUCCACAGCUUGUUAAUGAGACAGCCUGGUUUAUUUAUGUUUUUAUUUAUUCAUCGAUUUUGAAGGUGUUUCACUAAAUGUAGCAAAACAGACUGAAAUUACCCCAAAUGCCAACAUGGAGUAAAGAUACAGGAAGGUUUAAUCUUAUAUUUUUAGAUCUGUUUUAAAGAGGUUUGUUUUUUAUUGGCAUUGGCUGAGGUAGAGGCAUCAGUCUAAGAGUUGUUUCUCUGACAAAUGCCUUUAAACUCUAUGAUGGAACCAAUGCAACAUAAUAAAGUAAGACUAUGAACAGACACUACUAAAUACUAAUGUUUGACUAUGUUAAUUAUUCUUCUGAUUCCGUAUUUAAUUCAGCAUUUUUGCAAAGCGUUUGCUGUGCAGGAACACUUGGUGUGGGUUUUUGUGAGUGACAGCCAGUAGAUAAACCAGCUCUCUUGCCAUUUGUUGCUUUGGCAGACGUGAUAAACUUACAUCAAUUGCAGGUGCUGCUGGAAUGAAAUAAAGCUCUGAUGCUCUAGAAAACUAACAAAAGGUUA
This is a messenger RNA of Pungitius pungitius (ninespine stickleback), 2323 nucleotides long. Its product is annotated as microtubule-associated protein RP/EB family member 3-like. Lineage: Eukaryota; Metazoa; Chordata; Actinopteri; Perciformes; Gasterosteidae. Gene Ontology annotation, molecular function: microtubule plus-end binding. The record is from RefSeq and is a predicted model, not a curated record. The transcript has 8 exons. Gene Ontology annotation, cellular component: microtubule plus-end; microtubule organizing center; spindle midzone. Bases 254 to 1027 code for a protein of 257 amino acids. Gene Ontology annotation, biological process: protein localization to microtubule; spindle assembly; regulation of microtubule polymerization or depolymerization.